This is a messenger RNA of Artibeus jamaicensis (Jamaican fruit-eating bat), 906 nucleotides long. It is a transcript of the gene WDR38, whose product is annotated as WD repeat domain 38. The coding region runs from base 16 to 906 and encodes 296 amino acids. The transcript has 9 exons. The record is from RefSeq and is a predicted model, not a curated record. Gene Ontology annotation, molecular function: protein binding. Lineage: Eukaryota; Metazoa; Chordata; Mammalia; Chiroptera; Phyllostomidae.
GCUGGCCGCGGGCCCAUGAACAGUAGGACACUAGGGACUCUGGCAGUGGGGAGAGUGAAAUUCUUCCGCCGGCACCGCGGCGAGGUCAACUUCUCUGCUUUCUCCCCGGAUGGCCAGACGCUGCUCACGGCCUCUGAGGACGGCUGUGUCUAUGGCUGGAAAACCCAGAGUGGGCGUCUGCUGUGGAGGCUGGGUGGCCACACAGGCCCUGUGAAGUUCUGCCGCUUCUCCCCUGACGGCCGCCUCUUCGCCAGCACCUCCUGCGACUGCACCAUCCGCCUGUGGGAUGUGGCAGAAACCAAGUGUCUGCAGAUAUUAAAGGGUCACCAGCGGAGUGUGGAAACAGUCAGCUUCAGUCCCGACUCCAAGCAGCUGGCAUCGGGUGGCUGGGACAAGCGGGUGAUGCUCUGGGAGGUGCAGUCUGGCCAGAUGCUGCGCCACUUAGCAGGGCACCGAGACUCCGUCCAGAGCAGUGACUUCGCACCCAACUCAGACUGUCUGGCCACUGGCUCCUGGGACUCCACCAUUCAUAUCUGGGACCUUCGGGCAGAAACCCCAGCAAUCUCCCACCAGAAGCUGGAGGGUCACACUGGCAACAUCAGCUGCCUGUGCUACUCAGCAGCAGGCCUCCUGGCAUCUGGGUCCUGGGAUAAGACCAUCCACAUCUGGAAACCCACUACCAGAAGCCUGCUUGUCCAGCUCAAGGGCCACAUCACCUGGGUGAAGAGCAUAGCGUUCUCCCCGGAUGGGCGGCGGCUGGCCAGUGCUGGCUACUCCAAAAUGGUCAAAAUCUGGGACUGCAACACGGGAAAGUGCAUCGAGACCCUGAAGGGAGCCCUGGAUGUGGCCCACACCUGUGCCUUCACCCCAGACGGGAAACUUUUAGUGUCUGGAGCUGCUGAAUAG